AUGAAGGCAAGUAUUAAUAAGGUGGCCACGACGGCCAAGACGAUCAUACCUAUCACGACAUUGCUCAAACCCUUACCAGAAGAGCUCUGUGAAGAUGUCGAGGUGAUAGAUGGUGCACUAGUUAGUGACGUUGGCGUAGAUGUCGCGGUCACUGACUUAGAGGCCAUUGAAGAAGAUAAUGUUGAACUACUCGAAGUUUUAAUACUCUUUAAUGACGUCGUGGAAGAGCUUGAAGCUCUUGAUGUUGUUGAAGAGGAUAUGGAAAUGGAAGAUGUGGGGUCAUUUAUGAGGACACAAAUUUGGCCAACGACCUUUAAAGUAGCUAUAAAGAAUUAA
Sclerotinia sclerotiorum 1980 UF-70 is the source of this 336-nucleotide messenger RNA. RefSeq lists its product with no specific name. Lineage: Eukaryota; Fungi; Ascomycota; Leotiomycetes; Helotiales; Sclerotiniaceae. The record is from RefSeq and is a predicted model, not a curated record. The coding region runs from base 1 to 336 and encodes 111 amino acids. The transcript has a single exon.